Eublepharis macularius is the source of this 3501-nucleotide messenger RNA. It is a transcript of the gene CNOT3, whose product is annotated as CCR4-NOT transcription complex subunit 3. The record is from RefSeq and is a predicted model, not a curated record. Lineage: Eukaryota; Metazoa; Chordata; Lepidosauria; Squamata; Eublepharidae. The transcript has 19 exons. The coding region runs from base 184 to 2337 and encodes 717 amino acids. Gene Ontology annotation, biological process: nuclear-transcribed mRNA poly(A) tail shortening; regulation of DNA-templated transcription; regulation of stem cell population maintenance. Gene Ontology annotation, cellular component: CCR4-NOT core complex; P-body; nucleus.
UCUUGGAUGCCGCGGAGCCCGAAAGAGGGGGGAGAGGGAGAGAGAGAGAGGGAAAAAGAGAGAGACCCGGAGACCCGGAGCCGCCGGAACCUGGCUGGAGAGAGGCAGACAGCAAGCACCCAGGGGCUGCUAGUAUCAACGCUCUAUAAAGUAUGAAGAGAGCCCCUCUAUAGUGAAGGAAACAUGGCAGACAAGAGGAAGCUACAAGGUGAGAUUGAUCGGUGUUUGAAAAAGGUGUCAGAAGGAGUGGAGCAGUUUGAAGAUAUCUGGCAGAAGCUCCACAAUGCAGCUAAUGCUAACCAGAAGGAGAAAUAUGAAGCCGAUCUGAAAAAGGAGAUUAAAAAACUCCAGAGAUUGAGGGACCAGAUCAAAACGUGGGUUGCGUCCAACGAGAUUAAGGACAAAAGGCAGCUAAUAGAAAACCGGAAACUCAUUGAGACGCAAAUGGAGCGGUUCAAGGUCGUAGAACGCGAGACCAAGACGAAAGCCUACUCCAAGGAGGGGCUCGGCCUGGCACAGAAAGUGGACCCAGCCCAGAAGGAGAAAGAGGAAGUUGGGCAGUGGCUGACGAAUACCAUAGACACCUUGAACAUGCAGGUGGAUCAGUUUGAGAGUGAAGUGGAGUCACUUUCUGUCCAGACACGCAAGAAGAAAGGAGACAAGGAUAAGCAAGACCGGAUUGAGGGUUUGAAGCGGCACAUUGAGAAGCAUCGGUACCAUAUCCGGAUGCUGGAGACCAUCCUACGAAUGCUGGACAAUGACUCCAUCAUGGUGGACUCCAUCCGCAAGAUCAAAGAUGACGUGGAGUACUACGUGGAUUCCUCGCAGGACCCCGAUUUUGAGGAGAAUGAGUUCCUCUACGAUGACCUCGACUUAGAAGACAUUCCACAGGCCCUGGUAGCCACUUCCCCACCCAGCCACAGCCACAUGGAGGAUGAAAUGUUCAACCAGUCCAGCAGCACGCCCACGUCCACCACGUCCAGUUCCCCAAUCCCCCCCAGUCCUGCGAACUGCACAACGGAAAACUCUGAAGAUGACAAGAAACGGGGACGGUCAACAGACAGUGAAGUGAGUCAAUCGCCAGCAAAGAACGGUUCAAAAAGCCUCCACAACAACCACCAUCAGCCACCCCCCGCCAUCCCCCCCAGCUACCCAGUGGGCAGCGGCUCCAGCACUUCCUCUUCGUUGGGGAACGGGCCCGGCUCCAACAGCAACGGGACUGUGGCUGGCAGUGGGAAUGCGAGCAGCAAAGCAAACCCGCCGGCGGGGCACGCACCCACCACCCCAACUCCUUAUGCCCAGGCUGUGGCACCCCCACCCACCAGCACCAACGCCUCUCAACCCAGGCCACCCAGCACCCAGCAGAAUGCCAGCAAGCAGAACGGGGCAACCAGUUACAGCUCUGUGGUAGCCGACAGCAACUCUGAUUCGACACUAAGCAGUGGCAACCAAUCCUUGCCUAACCAGACAUCAUCGCACAACCCCCCCAGUGCUUCCACGAAAGAGCCCAGCGCAGCCCCACAGCCGCCUAGUAGUGGCAACAGCACUGCAUCCAGCCUCCUGGUGCCUCUGACUGCCAACCCUCCUGUCUCGCCCACACCCAGCUUCUCCGACAGCAAGACAGCCCAGCCACUGCUCAAUGGGCCACCCCAGUUCAGCUCCACGCCUGAGAUCAAGGCACCCGAGCCUCUAAGUACAUUGAAGUCGAUGGCUGAGAGGGCAGCAAUUGGCUCUAGCAUAGAGGACCCUGUGCCAUCUCUUCAUCUCACUGAAAGGGCUGACAUCUUAAUUACUAGCACGACCUCCCAGCCAGCCUCCAAUCAGCCCCCCCUUCAGCUAUCUGAGGUGAAUAUCCCCCUUUCACUUGGGGUGUGCCCCUUGGGGCCUGUGCCUCUCACCAAGGAGCAGCUCUACCAACAGGCCAUGGAGGAAGCGGCCUGGCACCAUAUGCCUCACCCAUCUGAUUCAGAAAGGAUCAGGCAAUACCUGCCUCGGAACCCAUGCCCAACCCCUCCAUACCACCACCAGAUGCCUCCCCCACACUCCGACACAGUGGAGUUCUACCAACGCCUCUCCACAGAGACUCUUUUCUUCAUCUUCUAUUAUUUGGAGGGUACGAAGGCACAGUAUCUGGCAGCGAAGGCACUGAAGAAACAGUCGUGGCGCUUCCAUACCAAGUACAUGAUGUGGUUCCAGCGGCACGAAGAACCGAAGACCAUCACGGACGAAUUUGAGCAGGGCACUUACAUCUACUUUGACUAUGAGAAAUGGGGCCAGCGCAAAAAGGAAGGUUUCACCUUUGAAUACCGCUACCUGGAAGACCGGGAUCUGCAAUGAUGUCCUGGGCCAGCAGGGGGUGCCAAGCCUUCCUUCCUGAAAUAACUGCAGUGCGCAAGGAGCAGCGGCCAAGGGAGAGAGACCAACCAACCCCCCCAUCUCACCCCAUUUCCCCCCACCCCAAAUCACAACCUGGGGAACAUGGGGCUGAGCCGCACGUUUAAAAAAAUGCAUGCAAGUUUUAAAGUGACCGCGGGACGGAGGAGGGGCGGCGGCGGGAUUCUCUUCUGCCUUUCCCUUACCUUUUCAGCCUAUAAUGCAUACAGAGAGGUCAGAAAAAUGGGGGAUGCUCUCUGUGUGCACCAGUUUUGGGUGAGAGAAUGGAGAUUAAAAAAAUUCCCCCAUCUCCAAUUUUUUUUCUGGGGGGUGUCCCGAAUCAGAAAACUUACGCCCCUCCCUACUGCAGCAAAUAUAGAACAGACCUCCCACCCCCGCUAUCUCUGUGCCAAUUUGAUCCUGUAUGUGCAUAAUAUAGAGGGUGCAGGGCCCUAUAUGAGUGACAUAAAAGUUGGAAGUGUCAGGGGCCACUCAGGAAAAGCUGCCUUCCAGCAAUGCCAACUUGUCACUAUUGAAAGCUGUAAAUGAUAAUAGCACUCAGCACAAAAAUAUUCUUGAGGAUUGGCACCUUUGAUGAGACAACCUCCUGCAACUUUCACUUGCCUCCUUAAGUGUAGUGAUUUUGGGGGCUGGGGGGGUGUAAUGUCCAUCUGCCCUCAUCCUACCCUGGCUUGGAAGAAGUCCAUAAAUUUCUGGGUCUGAGGAAUCCCAUACCUUCAUUUCCCUUACUGCCACUCUGUCUUAAGGAGUCCCCCAGUGCUGCUUCUCUCCUCGCCCAAGUUUUCCAGACUUCAUCCCCCACCCCAAUUUGGUAUCUGAGCUCAUAAUCUCAUGCGCUGCUCCUCCUAAAGAGACACCCUCUCUCCUCGAUUACUUGCAAUUUAUUCCUGAUCAGAGGGGGAAAGAUUUGUGGAAGGGGGAGAAGGGAAGGAAGACCAGGGGGAGGGGGAAGACGGCUGUGUUCACUCCCAUCUCUCAUCUAACCCCUCCCUGAACUGGAGCACCCCGCCCAUGCCGCUGUUUAAGAUAUUUUUUCGUAAGCCUAUUUUCGUUUUGGAAAAUAUUUAUGAAUAAAUAGUUUUAUAUGAGUGUUCUUCUCUUGCAGAG